AUGGGAAUACCACUUAACGACGAAACAACUCUAUACAACCUUCAUUUUGCAGAUGAUGAAGUAGUAGUGGCUCAAGAUAAGGAAGACCUACAAUUUAUGACAACAAGACUUUUAAGCGAGUAUGAAAAGUGGGGGUUGUCGGUAAAUAUGUCGAAGACUAAGUACUUAUGUAUAGGCCAAGCAGCAGAAACAUUACAUCUGGAUGGAAAUAUAGAGAUAGGGUCAUGCAAUAAAUAUACCUACCUUGGAACUCAGAUAGAUUAUACCGGGCGAACAGAGAGCGAGAUCGAGGAAAGAAUACUGAAAGGCAAAAAAGUCAGCGGGUGCCUAAACUCAGUAUUAUGGUCCAAACACAUCUCAUAUGAGAAAAAACACGCUAUUUAUAAUUCCAUCUUUAAAAGUAUAGUUUUAUAUGGAUGUGAAACAUGGCAUCUCACUAGUAGAAUGGAACAAAGACUAUUAGCACUCGAGAUAGACUUCUGGCGAAGAUCUGCGGGAAUAUCAAGAAUGGAAAGAAUAGCGAAUAUAGAGAUAAGAGAAAUUAUGCAUGUCCAGCAAGCCAUAAUAAAUGAAAUAGAGAAAAGACAGCUGGUAUGGUAUGGGCAUGUAGAAAGAAUGAGUGAGGACCGAAUACCGAAGAAAGUUCUGAAAUCCAUUUCAGAACUUUCUUCGGUAUUCGGUCCUCACUCAUCCAUCCAUCAGGUAUCAGCAGGUAUCCAUACCAUCAGAAAGGAGAAAAAAGGGAAGGCCGAAAGCAACAUGGAUCGGAGGAAUACAUAA
Molecule: messenger RNA, 780 nt
Organism: Sitophilus oryzae (rice weevil)
Lineage: Eukaryota; Metazoa; Arthropoda; Insecta; Coleoptera; Curculionidae
Exons: 1
Coding region: 1-780 (259 amino acids)
Source: RefSeq, a predicted model, not a curated record